Phytomonas sp. EM1 is the source of this 1233-nucleotide messenger RNA. NCBI's taxonomy places the organism in Eukaryota, Euglenozoa, Kinetoplastea, Trypanosomatida, Trypanosomatidae. The record is from the annotation of a GenBank genome assembly.
AUGUCGUCAUCUUCAAAUUUACGAGCAGAUUCCACUGGUCCUAUCUUCAAUAUGAGUGGGGGCGCGAAUCUUAAUACGUUUACCGCCGAUGAUCGAAUGCUUCUUUGGACUCUUUAUCACCAACAGCAAAUUAUACAAUUCCAGCUAAAUCUUCUCAUGCCAUCCAUACAAGAGAUGAAGAAAACUCUUGACGAGAUGGGAAACCAUUUGAGGUCUCAUAGAUCACGAGACUUACGUGACAUCAAGGAAGAAAAACGCUCUGAGCCUCUAAGCUCAGCCCCAUCUCCAGCUCCAGCCCCUGUGCGAACGGAGUCGACAACCGCACCAAUUCCCGUAGAGGCAGCUUCCACCGAGGCCGAUAGGACGCACGCGAAAGUCGGCAGCGCGAGGUUGGCAACAGCUACCGUGGAGGAAUCUCGCUCGUGCACCCCCCCUGUGGAAGUUAGUGGUCAUCCAAGCACCAUGAACCGUAGCACGAACGUGAAUAACUCGGUGGAUUCCGUCGCGGCACCGUGGGAUCCUUCCACCGGGGCUCCCAAUUGUAGAGCGAGCAGCCUCAGCUCUACCGUCGUGAGCCAGCUGAACCGCAGCCACAACCCGUUGCUCUCGUCACGGCACUCGCGGACGGCCCCGAUGGCGCACGGUGCCGCCUCCGGUUCACGCCCGCCCUCGCGUAUUCACAGCCUGCAUUCCACCCAUCUUGAGGCGGGGGGAGGGGGAGGGAGAGGGGCGACGGGCAAUAAUCCAGACCGCCCUUCCACCAGCACCUCCGCCACCGGUUACGUUGCCCCCACCAUCGCCCCCCCACGCGUUUCCUCGAUGCCCACCUUGUUAGACCGCGAAAUCCCACCCUACCGGAACAUCACCAGUGCUGGGUGUGUUAAUCAAAUAGACUUAGAGGGCACAUCUGGAUUGCUAAAGCGAGGCUACCCCACGGUGACUAAAGUAUCUGCAGAGGUAACUCAAACCAAGGAACCGGCGACGAGAGGGACCACCUCUGCGUCCUUUCAACCUGUUAGUAAGACAUUGGAACGCUUUCCAGAUGAACCGUCUUCUUUAUCUGCAGUCCGAUCUAGUGAAUCAAAAGGCAACCGUGCCUUUUCCGGCCGUAAGAAAGAUCCCCAUCCAGAUUUAAAUUCCAAGGAUGAUUCAUUCAGUGAAGGCUACGGGAGCUAUGAGUCCCAAGAGUACCUUAGAGGUAUUGGACUCCUGCAGAGAUACGAUCCUCAUUAG